AUGGAGCUCUUUGGGCUUCCCUCUGCUGGCUUCACCGCUGGCCUGGGCUCGCCCUUUGACCUCGACCAGCUCCCUCUUGAGUCUGAUCUCAGUGCCUUCUCCCCUGCUCCUCUGGGUACCAUCUCGCCCAAGGACCUCAUGAACGACGGUGGUUCUCUGCCUCCCUCGGCCACUUUCACCGACAUGAGCACCCCAUCUUUCGCAUCGCCUGGCGGCGCUUUCAGUGCCAACAGCUCUCCUAUGUUCACUGAGAUGGAUGCACUGCACCAGUCUCCUUGGCCUUCUCUCUUCGGUGAUGAGCCCGCCAUCGAGGCUCUCAGCAACUAUGCACUUCCCUCGCUCGAGGAGCCUGCCAAGCAACAGAUGAUGCAGCUUACUGCCUCUGUUCCUCCUGCGCCCAAGCGCCAGUCUGCGUCCAAGUCAGCCUCUUCGCCAAUCUCUGCUGCUGGCAGCGCCAAGCCUUCCUCUGUUGCUGGAGUCACUCGUUCUCGCAAGGAGCUGUCGCCCGUUGCCUUCGACCCCAGCGAUCCUGUUGCUGCCAAGCGCGCUCGCAACACUGAGGCUGCUCGCAAGUCUCGUGCCAAGAAGCUCGAGCGCCAGAUGACCGCCGAGGUCCAGAUCGCUGAGCUCAAGCGUCAGCUCGAGGAGAAGGAUGCGGUGAUUGCCAAGCUUCUGGCCGAGCGCGAGACCCACCGGCAAUACGCUUAA
Messenger RNA from Penicillium daleae, 708 nucleotides. RefSeq names its product amino acid starvation-responsive transcription factor GCN4 (gene cpcA). Bases 1 to 708 code for a protein of 235 amino acids. The transcript has a single exon. The record is from RefSeq and is a predicted model, not a curated record. Lineage: Eukaryota; Fungi; Ascomycota; Eurotiomycetes; Eurotiales; Aspergillaceae. Gene Ontology annotation, molecular function: DNA-binding transcription factor activity. Gene Ontology annotation, biological process: regulation of DNA-templated transcription.